This is a messenger RNA of Prunus armeniaca (apricot), 948 nucleotides long. The record is from the annotation of a GenBank genome assembly. NCBI's taxonomy places the organism in Eukaryota, Viridiplantae, Streptophyta, Magnoliopsida, Rosales, Rosaceae.
AUGGAUGACGAUAUUCGUUUCUUUGAGCUGAACACCGGAGCUAAGAUCCCUUCCGUAGGGUUAGGGACCUGGCAGUCAAGCCCUGGCCUCGUCGGCGACGCCGUCGACGCCGCCAUCAAGGCAGGAUAUCGGCAUAUUGAUUGUGCUCAACUCUAUGCCAAUGAGAAGGAGAUUGGUUCUGUUCUGAAGAAGCUAUUUGAAGAUGGUGUGGUGAAGCGUGAGGAUUUGUGGAUUACUUCCAAACUCUGGUGUACUGAUCAUGCACCAGAAGAUGUACCAGAGGCAUUGGACAGGACUUUGAGAGACUUGCAGCUCGAUUAUGUUGACUUGUAUCUUAUACACUGGCCAGCCCGGAUGAAGAAGGGGUCAGUAGGUUUUAAGCAUGAAAACCUUAUUGACCCAGAUAUCCCUGCAACUUGGAGAGCAAUGGAAUCACUCUAUGAUUCGGGCAAGGCUCGAGCUAUUGGUGUGAGCAAUUUCUCUACAAAGAAGCUGUCAGAUUUGCUGGAUAUUGCACGUGUUCCUCCUGCUGUUGACCAAGUGGAGUGUCAUCCUUCAUGGCAGCAGGCCAAGCUGCGUUCUUUCUGUAAAUCCAAGGGAGUUCACCUUUCUGGAUACUCACCACUGGGUUCUCCUGGAACAACAUGGAUUAAAAGCGAAGUCCUUAAGAAUCCAAUUCUUCUCACUGUUGCAGAGAAAUUAGGCAAAACUCCUGCACAAGUUGCUCUUCGAUGGGGACUGCAAAUGGGUCAUAGUGUUCUUCCUAAGAGUACUAAUGAAGCAAGGAUCAAGGAGAACCUUGAUGUCUUUGGCUGGUCUAUCCCAGAGGACUUGUUUCCCAAGUUUUCUGAAAUUGAGCAGGCAAGGCUGAUCAGAGGGGGCUCGUAUGUUCAUGAUACUUUUGGUCCCUACAGGAGCAUAGAGGAGUUCUGGGAUGGUGAAAUCUAG